Molecule: messenger RNA, 2160 nt
Organism: Meriones unguiculatus (Mongolian gerbil)
Lineage: Eukaryota; Metazoa; Chordata; Mammalia; Rodentia; Muridae
Exons: 2
Coding region: 139-1101 (320 amino acids)
Source: RefSeq, a predicted model, not a curated record
CUUCUGUCUCUCCGUGCUUGGGUGCAAGCGAUGUUCUCUGUGCUGGCUGGGGUCCUUGCAUCAGCUCAGCUCAGCUGCAAAGCUUGCUGGAGGGCACUGUCUGCCCCUGGCUCUUACACAGAGCACAGGUUCUAACGCAUGGCUUCGGAAGGCGGACACCCCCAUUGCACAUUCUCUAGCAAAACAAACGCAUACCAAACCCCCACCCCGCCCAGCAACACCCUCCUGGGCUCAGCGCAUCCCAAGAACCCAAAGCUGGCAGGCAGGACAAGCAUCCCACAGUGCGGCCCCCACCACACUGCACCCUGUGGUCUUCGAUUUGCCACCUUUCUAACAGCCGGCAGUCACCAACUUCCAGCCAGCGCUGGAAGCCGCCCACUAACAGAAGAUGGUAACUGUGUGGAGAGAUUUUUUUGCAAGAAGCCUCUGAUACACCUCUGUUCUUGCCCCGGCUGGAAGUCAGAGAAGGGAGCAACGUGCUCCAAGACACUCUCCACCGCUCGGUGGAGUUGGCCAAACAUUUACAAAGAGAUAGCUGUGAUCGCACAAAGCUCCCUUUUCUUCUAUUCUGCGAUCGAAAAUCUGGUUCCCGCGUGGAGACCCGGCAUCCCGCCGCCCAUUUGCCCAGGAACCCAGGUCUGGACUGCCAGCCAGAAGCCCCAGGCCCCGGGGCUUCCCGGGUCCCAGCCCCGCUGCACCCAUGGGGCUGGCCGGCCGGGCCCCACCACCUGGAGGCCCCCGGAGCAAGCUGUGAGAGGCUCCAAGAACAAAGAGCAAGGACUCACCCCAGCAGCUGAAAGUCGGGCUGCCUGGACGCCGGAGAGCUGCGGCCCGCCCACUCGGUCACAUGGCUCGGAGCCGAGCAGAGGAUCAAAGGGGCUUUGUGGCCUCGGAACAAGGAGCCUCCCAGAGCGUGGGGCAGAGAGGCGAAGAAGUCGAGGAGUUGCGCAAGCGCUUGCCCCAGGUGGUGGCACACUCCUGAAAUCCCAAGACAGCAUAUGCAGACGGAGUUCGGGGUUAUCCUCAGCUACAUGUGAGUUAGAGGCCCAACCUGGGCUAUAUGGGACAGUCUUCUCAACAAACAAACAAAUAAAUAAAUAAAUAUAAGGGAACCACAGAGACCCAGAGGCCAUGCCCCCAAUUUCCCUGUCAGGAAGAAGGGAGUUUCUUGUAAGGAAUGGACUCAGUGAACACAGGGCCACACAGCACGCAGACUGUCAGCACUCUCCUGCAUGACAUGCGAUGAUGAGGCCGACCCCAGGGAGCCGGACACUGGCCUGACUCUCUGAGCAUUGCCACACCCCCAUGUCUGUGGAGCCCCUAAAGCUUGGAUACGAUGAAGACCUGGGGUCGAGGAAGCUCCCCCUCGGUCCUGUACAACUGAAUUCAGGAAGCAUGCGGGCGCUCAAGCAGAGAAGCCCUAGAAAAGAGCAAGAACGGAGGGGUGACGAACACCCAGGCUAUGUCAACUCCUGUCCUUCCGGUGCCUGGGUCUCCGUGCACACACUGGCUUCCGCCCCGUGUAGAUCCUUCCAACAGCCAACUCAUCACGCUGUGUUUAUUUAUUCUAAAGUUGCAUAGAAGUACACUUUUAAAAGAAUUCAGAGAGAGAGAGAGAGAGAAAGAGAGAGAGAGAGAUGUGUGGAGAUGGAAAGAUGGAAAGACUGGCAUGAGCGGCCCUGGCCGCGCAGCGCUGAGACUGAGUUUACUGCGAGGGGGUGGGGUGGGGGGAGCCACUGACGUUCCACUCGCAUUGGCAGCCUGGGACAGACUCAAACCCCAGGUCCUCCCACCUCAGCCUCCCUGGUGCCAUGAUGACAGGUGCAUACCGCCAUGUCCAGCUGGAAAAAUACAUGUUUAAAGAAAAAAAUAAUAAUAAUGGUGGGGCUGAGGGAAUGGCUGAGUUGGUAGGAGUCUCACCUAGCUUGCUUGGAGCCGCAGGUUCAAUCCUCCCAGCACCACGUAACCCAGCAGUGCUGCAAAUACCUAUAAUCUCAGGAGGCAGGAGGACCAGAGUUCAAGGUCACCCCUGGAACAAGGCCUGGGGAAUAUAGGAGGCCAUAUCUUUAAAAAUAAUUUUUUAAAGAAUUAAAUGCUUUUUUUUCUUUUCUUACCCAAUUUAUUUGAGCACUUUAUACCUCAGAGGCAUAAUGUCUUAGG